Solanum pennellii is the source of this 1649-nucleotide messenger RNA. RefSeq names its product methyl-CpG-binding domain-containing protein 11-like. The record is from RefSeq and is a predicted model, not a curated record. NCBI's taxonomy places the organism in Eukaryota, Viridiplantae, Streptophyta, Magnoliopsida, Solanales, Solanaceae. The transcript has 2 exons. Gene Ontology annotation, molecular function: DNA binding. The coding region runs from base 110 to 1291 and encodes 393 amino acids.
ACAAGUUAAAUGAGUCAGUUUGUUUUUGUGUAUAGGGAGAGAGCGUUUUUUCAUUUUUUCAGAAAAAUUGAGUUAGGUGAGGAGAAGGAAGGAAGACGAAGAGAGAAAAAUGUCGAGCUCUGUGGAGAUGAAUGAAGUUGUGUCCAUUGAGCUUCCAGCUCCAAAUGGUUGGUUGAAAAGGUUUCUGCCUAAGAAAGGAGGGACGCCAAAGAAAAAUGAGAUCGUGUUUACUGCACCAACAGGGGAGGAGAUUACUACAAAGAAACAGUUGCAGCAGUACCUGAAGUCUCACCCUGGUGGUCCUGCAAUCACUGAGUUUGACUGGGGAAGUGGGGAAGCUCCAAGAAGAUCCACAAGGAUCACUGGAAAGGCAAAGACAGCUCCACUUGCAGCAGAAAGUGUGACUCCAACAAAGCGAAGCAGAAAAUCUUCAGCUUCUAAGAAGGAUGUGAAAGACCAAAAAGAACAGGAAGAAACUGAGGCAGCAAAGGAUGUUGACAUGCCAGAAGCUGACAAACAGGAAAAGGAUGGUGUGUCUGUGGAAGCUGAAAAACAUGAAAAGGAUGCUGUGGCUGUGGAAGCUGGAAAACAUGAAAAGGAUGCUGCGGCUGUGGAAGCUGAAAAGGUGGUCGUACAGAAACAUGACGAGGGAAAAGAUGAAAACAAGGAAGAAAUGCCUUCUACUGAUGUUGGUAUUGUGAAGGAGAACCAAGCUAAACAGACAAGUCAAGGCCAAACUGAAGAUGGUCCUUCCAAAGAUGAUGCUGUUGAGAAGGAUGUCCAAAUGGCUGAUCAUGCUGCUGAGAAGGAUGUCCAAAUGGCUGAUCAUGCUGCUGAGAAGGACUCCAAAAUGGCUGAUCAUGCUGCUGAGAAGGACUCCAAAAUGGCUGAUCAUGCUGCUGAGAAGGAUGUCCAAAUGGCUGAUCAUGCAGCUGAGAAGAAAGAUGAAAUGCAUUCUUCUGCUGUUGAUGUUGUGGAGGAGAACCAAGCUGAAAAAAUGGGUGAAGGCCAAAAGGCCGGAGAUGGUCCUUCUAAAGAGGCUGAGGUUGAGAAAGAUGACAAAAUGUCAGACUCUGUUGCAGAGAAGAAAGAUGAAACUUCUGAUGUUGAUGCUGUGAAAAGUGAUGACCCAACUGAAGAUGGAAAAGCAGAAGAUGCUCCUGCUGAUGUGUCUGCGGCUGACAAAAAUGUUGGAGAUGCUUUCAUGGUGAAAGAGGUGCCAAUUGGGAAAGCAGCAGAUGAAGCUGAAGCAACUGAUAACGGGAUCAACACCGAUGAGAUUAACCCUUGAAUAGUGACAUGGAGCCAUUCUCUGCUACCCUCUUACCCUGCUCUCUUAUUCUCUCUGACCUCUUACCCUUGUUACUUUUCUCUAGUGACUGUAGUGUUGUUGUCAAUGGUAGUACUCUCAGACUGUUCAUGAGAUAUCUGUAUGUAAUAUCGUAGAUUUAGGUCGUUACUUGCAGCCUGGUCCUCUGAAAGAACUUAUAGCUGAAAGAAAUAUCUGUAAACCUUACACCAUAGAUUUAGACCUUCAGUUGGACAGAACUUGUAACUUGCUGAGAUCCAUGUAGCAUGUUGUGACUGAACUCAGUAACGUAAGUUGUAAUAAGUCCUUAUUAAGUUAAUGUCGAGUCUUAACUAUUCGA